This is a messenger RNA of Daucus carota subsp. sativus, 2270 nucleotides long. RefSeq names its product hydroxyproline O-galactosyltransferase GALT6. Gene Ontology annotation, cellular component: Golgi membrane. The record is from RefSeq and is a predicted model, not a curated record. NCBI's taxonomy places the organism in Eukaryota, Viridiplantae, Streptophyta, Magnoliopsida, Apiales, Apiaceae. Gene Ontology annotation, molecular function: hexosyltransferase activity; carbohydrate binding. The transcript has 8 exons. The coding region runs from base 87 to 2039 and encodes 650 amino acids.
UUUAAUUUCAAAACAUAAACUAGUCGGAAACUUGAGCGGCCAGUGGCCACAUAUAAUGACGACAAACGGCACAUUUUUGUUGAGACAUGAAGAUGAAGAGAGUUAAGUCAGAGCUGUUCAAGAUUGUAAUGAACAGACAAAGAUCUUUUCAGUUUCUUUUAUUUCUUGCACUUUGUUACAUACUCAUUGUUACUGUAAUACAAGUACCAUUUGUUCUUAAAACCCCACUCUCUUCAGACACCUUGACUCCACCUCUGCAACUCAAAACUGAACUCCAGCUUGAUCAAAAACAAAGCCCAUCUAGGCCCACAAUAGUUGUAAAUCAAUCAGAAAAUGAGCCAUACAAGUAUUUGUCAAGAUUGAAUUUUGAUGACAAAGAUGGGCUUUUGUUAGGCAUUGACAAGUCUGUAAUUGAGGCUUUUCAAGUGGGUUGUAAGUUCUGGAGAGAGCUUCAAGAAUCAAGAAAAUUUCAGGGUCUUGUUAAUGCCACUGGUGUUGAGAAUGGGACUGAAUCUUGCCCACAUUCUAUUUCGCUUUCGGGUUUUGAGUUUAGUGAUAAGGGGAGGAAUCUUAUGGUGAUUCCUUGUGGGAUGGCAUUAGGAUCACAUAUUACUCUUGUGGCUAAGCCUAAAAAGGGUCAUUUGGAGAAGGAACCAAAGAUUUCUCUGUUGAGAGAGGGGCAGUCUGCAUUGGUGUCUCAGUUUAUGAUGGAGUUGCAGGGUUUGAAAAUUGUUGAUGGGGAGGAACCACCUAGGAUUUUGCAUUUUAAUCCUAGGUUGAAGGGGGAUUUUAGUGGGAAGCCUGUGAUUGAGCAGAAUACUUGCUAUAGGAUGCAAUGGGGUUCCGGGCUUCGCUGUGAUGGUUGGGGAUCAAGGGCUGAGGAAGAAACUGUUGACGGUCAGGUAAAGUGUGAGAAGUGGAACCGAGAUGAUGAUAAUCACUCUGAACGGUCCAAGACAAGAUGGUGGUUGAACCGGCUUGUAGGUAGAACAAAGAAAGUGACUGUUGAUUGGCCAUACCCAUUUGAAGAGGAAAAGUUAUUUGUCUUAACUAUUAGUGCUGGAUUGGAGGGGUAUCAUGUCAAUGUUGAUGGAAGACAUGUCACAUCAUUUCCUUACCGCACUGGUUUUGCCCUUGAAGAUGCAACAGGAUUAUCCCUAAACGGAGACAUCGAUGUCCACUCUAUAUUUGCUGCAUCCUUGCCCACGUCACAUCCUAGCUUUGCUCCUCAGAGACAUCUGGAUAUGUCCACAAGGUGGAAAGCUCCAUCUGUUUUGCCAGGACCUGUUGAAAUGUUUAUCGGUAUACUUUCAGCUGGCAACCAUUUUGCGGAGAGAAUGGCUGUCAGGAAGUCUUGGAUGCAGCACAAGCUUAUCAAAUCUUCAAAUGUUGUUGCUCGUUUCUUUGUGGCACUGAACGGGAGAAAGGAAGUAAAUUUUGAUUUAAAGAAGGAAGCCGAGUUUUUUGGCGACAUUGUCAUCGUGCCCUACAUGGAUAACUAUGACCUUGUAGUCCUGAAAACUGUUGCCAUUUGUGAAUAUGGGGUUCAUAGAACAGCUGCUAAAUACAUCAUGAAGUGUGACGAUGACACAUUUGUAAGACUAGAUGCAGUCAUUAAGGAAGCAAAUAAAGUAGCUGAUAAUAGGAGCUUGUAUGUUGGAAAUAUUAAUUACUACCAUAAGCCCCUGCGAAAUGGUAAAUGGGCAGUGACAUAUGAGGAAUGGCCAGAGGAAGAUUAUCCACCUUAUGCAAAUGGUCCGGGAUACAUUAUUUCAUCAGAUAUUGCACAAUUUAUUGUUUCCGAGUUUGAGAAGCACAAACUAAGGUUGUUCAAGAUGGAAGAUGUUAGUAUGGGGAUGUGGGUGGAAAAGUUUAAUAGCUCAAAAAGUGUUGAGUAUGUACACAGCUACAAGUUCUGCCAAUUUGGAUGCAUCGAAGACUAUUAUACCGCACAUUAUCAAUCUCCUAGACAGAUGAUGUGCAUGUGGGAUAAACUGCAAAAAGGGAAAGGUAAACCCCAGUGUUGCAACAUGAGAUAACAGUGUCUGCAACAAGAAAGACUCGUAUUUGUAUUUGGUGUAUAUAUUCUCUGGAUGCUGGAGGCUCAGGGUAGAUAUAACGAGGUUUUUAGAAGCUCUGCUAAGAUAUUCUUUCAUUUUUUUCUGUUCCUUGUAUGGUCACAGAACUGCAACUGUGUUACAUUUACCUCUGUAAAGACCAUAUUUACGUAGCUCUGAUAUAUGCAACAUAAUAGAAUGGAAUUUUACUUA